AUGUCGGUUGCUCCGAAGUUCGCGGGGCUCAAGCUCUCUGCGGGGACUUUUGAAGAAACACAACAUACUCUUGAACUGUACCUCGACUAUGUGUGCCCCUUCUCCGCCAAAAUGUUUAAUACAUUUUAUACGUUGAGGCCCGUGAUCGCUCAGCAGUAUAGCCCCCGGCUUCAGGUGAUUUUUCGACAGCAUAUCCAGCCGUGGCAUCCAUCCUCCACACUCACCCACGAAGCCGGCGCGGCCGUUCUUCGGCUGGCCCCCGAGAAAUUCUGGGACUUCAGUGCGGCCUUGUUCAGACAUCAGACCGAAUUCUUCGAUGUGAGCCUGGUGAACGAGACCCGUAACAAGACCUAUGAGCGACUGGCCCAGAUAGCCGGGUCGGUCGGCGUGGAUGAGCACAAGGUUUUGGAGCUGUUGAAAAUCCCCGAAUCACCCGGCAACGACGGUCAAUUGAACAUUGGGAACAAGGUGACCAAUGAUAUUAAGUGGAUGGUCAAGGCCGAUCGAGUGGUGGGCGUUCAUGUCUCACCAACCGUCUUUUUCAAUGGUGUGGAAGAGCGGAGCAUCAGCAGCAGCUUCACGGAAGCCCAAUGGGGAGAGUGGCUCGCCCAGAACGUGGUUUGA
Penicillium cinerascens is the source of this 624-nucleotide messenger RNA. RefSeq names its product DsbA family protein. The coding region runs from base 1 to 624 and encodes 207 amino acids. The transcript is spliced from 5 exons. Lineage: Eukaryota; Fungi; Ascomycota; Eurotiomycetes; Eurotiales; Aspergillaceae. The record is from RefSeq and is a predicted model, not a curated record.